AUGGCAGGCAGGUGUGAACGGCGGGAGCAGGUGAUCAGAGAUGAGAUGCAGGUGCCUCUCAAUCAUCAUUCAUGCUCGGGUACAUCUGAUGACACCAUCAUCCUGAAUUUAAUGAUGGGUGACCCUGUUGAAGAAGUAGCCGCUGACGAAGGAAGCCAGCCUAAAAGGCCAUGCCACAUAAACUACGAGGCAAAAUCGUUGAUUGAAAAAAUCCUAACAUCAAAACCUGGUGGUGAACGCAUUAUGCAAGAGUAUGGAAAAACCAAAUCUCUGACAGAUGCCACCAGAAGACAGAUGAUUAACAUACUUGCUGCUGAGAUGACAGAAACACAUGGGACAUCCCCCCCCAAAAGUGUUAGAGUGAUGUAUGCACAGGGGAUAGUAACCUUGUUUCCCUAUCUAGAAGACCCAUACUCACAACAUGGAUAUGAACAUUACUACGAUCCGGAGAGUGGUUCGGGAUACCUUGCAUGGCGAUUGAAGACCAUACAGAGAAAAUCAGCAGAGGAAAGAGGUGCCUCAGUCAGCAAAUCUCCUAAAGUUGGUGGGCCAGGCCGUGGUCGUCAGCCCUUCGCCAAUGAUAGAGAGCUGUCUGAUGAGGAUGUGGAAGCAGCUAUUGCUGUUUUAAAACACUCUUCUGAUGAAAAGACUGUCCGUGAGAAGAUGAAAAUGACCUUCAUAUAUCGGCAAGCAAUGGUCAACGAUGAAGCCAAAUCAUCAGAUGUCUUCUUGGUCUUCCCACGAUUUCUGGACACACCAGGACUGAUAGAACAAGAUUUCAGACUUCUGUUUGGUGAGGCCACGGCCAACAAAUUUUUGGAGAAGUGGCCAACCACUUUCAAAGCAAAAGUAAUAAAGGAAAGCCAUGGACUUGUACCCACCACAGAACUCUUGGAUUUGAUGCGCAAUGCUGAGUCAGCUGCUGAAGUUGAGAAUGGCUGGGACAGUGACAUGUCUGCCAUCUUGCUGCUGCUACAUUUGCUACCACCAUCUGCACAAGGUAGAAAGAGGCCGGGAAAGCUGUCUGCAUAUCAAGCUGUAGAUCAGCUCAUCAGAUUUCAAAAGGUUGGAACCAGUGUGCAGCAGCAUCUAGACAACAUCACCCAAAGCAGUCAGCCCUACCUUCUCGCCCAGGGAUCCACACAAAGCACCAUUCACUCCUUCUUCAUUGUGGUUGACAAGAAUGCACUUCCAUGCAAGGCAAAAGGUUCAGUUGGCGCUUUUGACGAACUCUUUAAAGCCCAUUACGUCUUUGGUACGUCAUACAGUUCUUCCCUGAGCAGCUUUUUCACUUUUGUGCAAACAACCAUCUAUAACAUCGACAUGGGGGAAACAAAGGAGACCCCUAGAGUUGCGGAGUUGCGAGCAAGAAUGGUGCGUUAGUUGAGAUAAAACUAUGAAGUGUUUUCUUUGCAAAAGUGACCAUGGAAGUCCAAACAACCUUGUUAAGCACUUUAAGGUAAUUCAUGGACUAUGUACAGGCAGGACUCUUUUUUUGAAGUGUGGUCAAGAAGGAUGCUCACGUUCUUUUGGUAGUUUUUCAGGUUUAAGAAAGCAUCUUAAUAAGUGCCAUGGAAGCAGUUUAGUUGAUUCUGUGGAAUCUGAUCUUUCAUAUCCUCAAAGCACCAUCAAUACAAGUAAUGUUUUUCAUGUUGAAGAGUCGACUGAAGAGUUAGAGGCCGAGUCACAGUUAUCUUCGCCAUACAUUGUAAAUAGUUGUUCAGCUGUAAUUUCUGAUCUAAAGGCAGCAGGUGUUGCUCAAAGUACACUGAAUUCUGUAGUGACUUCCAUGGAAGAGAUUGUUCAAGAUAUCCAUCAGCAUGCUAAAGAGACAGUGAUAAAGCAUGUAUUUAGUAAUGAAAGAGAAACGGAAAUGUGCAAGAAAGUUGAGGCGUGUUUUGAGGGGUUAGAGAAUCCUUUCACAAUUCUAAAUUCGGAAUACAAACGAUCAAAAUUUAUGACUGACAAGUGGGAAAUGGUUGAACCAAUUGAAUGUGUGAUUGGUUCAAGAUUUGACACAAGACGAAAUAAAAAGACUGGAACAUAUGAUCAGGUAGUAGUUCAAGAUAAAUUCAUGUAUAUUCCAAUUUUAUCUACACUGCAGUCAAUAUUUAAAAGUCCGUAUGUUGCAGAAAUGUUGCAACGCUCAGCAACCAGCGACUCUAGACUGAGAGAUAUUUGUGAUGGAUCUUUUUUUAAAAGUCACCCCCUGUUCUCAACUGAGAAGCAGACAAUACAGAUCCAGAUGUUCUAUGAUGACUUUGAGGUCGCCAACCCUCUGGGUCCAAAGCGAGGUAUUCAUAAAUUAGGUGGAGUAUAUUUUACUUUAAGAAACUUCUCUCCAAAAUGGAAUUCUUUUUUAGCUAACAUACACCUGUGCGCCUUAUUUCAUGCUCAAGAUGUUAAACGUUAUGGUUUUAGUGAAAUUUUUGCUCCCAUUGUUCGAGAUAUUAAAGUGUUAGAGAGUGAUGGUAUUGAGAUUCCAUUAUACAAUGGUUUUGUUCGUGGCACUGUAGUGCAGGUUACUGGUGAUAAUUUGGGAUUGCAUUGUUUGUUUGGUCUAGUGGAGUCUUUCAGUGCAAGGUACUGUUGCAGGUUCUGUUUAGCGGAAAAGGAGGACUUUCAGACAGAAUUCUCUGAAGACUCUUCCAAAAUAGUUUUGCGCACCAAAGAUGUACACACUGCUCACUGUCAAGAAAUGGCUUGUAAUCCAUCCCUUCCCUACGUUUUUGGUGUGAAAAGGUCAUGCAUAUUAAAUUCAUUGGAGUAUUUUCACACAACAGAGAACUUCUCAGUUGAUGUGAUGCAUGAUGUGUUAGAAGGGGUGGGCCAGUACGAAUUGAAGUUAUUAUUUCUGUAUUUGAAGGAAAAGCAUGUUACAUCAGCAGAAAUACAUUCAAGAAUACAAAGUUUUGAUUAUGGUUUCAUGGAGAGAAACAACAGACCUGUAGCUGUUAAUUUAAGUGAAGGAUCUAAUGAUCUGGGACUGAAUGCAGUUCAGUCCUGGUGCUUACUGAGGAAUGUUCCUCUUAUCUUUGGAGAUUUGUUUACUUCUACUGACCAACACUGGAGCCUGCUUCUUUUACUUCUUCAAAUAAUAAACAUCAUAUUCUCGCCUAUGUUAUCUCAAGGUUUAUGUGUAUAUUUAAAACAUUUAAUUGUGGAUCACCACACACUGUUUAAAAAGUUGUAUCCUCAGAAAAACCUUUUACCAAAGCAUCAUUUUCUUGUCCACUAUCCCCGCUGCAUCCAAAAAAUUGGGCCUGUCCUUCAUAGUUGGUGUAUGAGGUAUGAAGGCAAGCAUAAUUUUUUCAAAAAACAGCUUAAAUCGUUU
Messenger RNA from Etheostoma spectabile (orangethroat darter), 3334 nucleotides. RefSeq lists its product as uncharacterized. The coding region runs from base 1 to 1383 and encodes 460 amino acids. NCBI's taxonomy places the organism in Eukaryota, Metazoa, Chordata, Actinopteri, Perciformes, Percidae. The transcript has 9 exons. The record is from RefSeq and is a predicted model, not a curated record.